Molecule: messenger RNA, 1402 nt
Organism: Zingiber officinale
Lineage: Eukaryota; Viridiplantae; Streptophyta; Magnoliopsida; Zingiberales; Zingiberaceae
Product: dof zinc finger protein 4-like
Exons: 2
Coding region: 204-1175 (323 amino acids)
Biological process (GO): regulation of DNA-templated transcription
Molecular function (GO): DNA binding; DNA-binding transcription factor activity
Source: RefSeq, a predicted model, not a curated record
ACUCAUAUUGCAUGCCUCCUUCCCCACUUCCUCACCAAUUCAAUCUCCUUAGCAAAGUAGCUCAUCAAAAAUAACUUUAAAGUUCUUCCUCUCCCAUGCAUCUUUAACUCCUCGAUCCCUCUGCAAAACCCUUUAAUUUGGAUGUGAUUUUUUCCCCUUCUUUUGCUAAAAGAGAAGAAGAAAGCUCUUAAAGAAACACCACCAUGGCUUUCCCUUCCUUUCCCACUAUCCAUUUACAUCCCCAUAAUCGCAAACAGCAACAUCCUAAUUACCGGUCAGCCGGCGGUGAUGGCAUAGGAGGGCCCUCUGGUCCGGCACCGAUAACUGGACCGGUUGGUUCGACAGCUGGCAGAAGCAGCCGGGAGGCGAAACUGGUCGGCCGGCUGCCUGAGCAAGAGGUCAUUAAGUGUCCUAGGUGUGACUCCACCAACACCAAGUUUUGCUACUUCAACAACUACUCGCUCUCACAGCCGCGCCACUACUGCAAGGCCUGCCGUCGGUACUGGACCCGCGGAGGCGCCCUCCGUGAAGUCCCCGUCGGCGGUGGCCGACGGAAGAACAAGCGGCGGACGGAGAAGCCAGAGCUGCUGGAAGCUUCAGCUGGUGGUGGCACAGCUGGUACCUCCUCCUUCGAGCCUAACUAUCCACUCGCUAGUUCGAUCAUCCAUCAAUACCGGAGUUCUGGUCCACUGCCGGCGAUCAACAUGCCGUCGCCGGCGAACUGGAUGGACCCGUUGCCGGACCGCAGUAGUACGAUUAAUAUCGAUCCCUACGCAACAAAUCCAGCAAAUUAUUAUGAGGUGAGUGCAACUGGAAGCCCUAAUAAUAACUUAGGGUUCGAGAUCAACAACUACUUGAAACUCCGUCAACAAUUCCCUUUCACUUUGGGUGAGGAGCUUCUAUUACCGCCGCCGCCGCCGGAGGUGCUCCAACCGUUCGGUGAGCCAGUGAAGAUUGAUCGAGGCGUGAAGGCACGACAGCUCGGGAAUAGAGUUAUUAUUCCUCGGCAUGUUAGUAAUUUGAGUCCCUUUGAUCGAAGUAGUGCUGAUGGGUUCAUUGACUGGAGUGGCAGUGGAAAUAGCAGCGCCGGCGGUGGUGGAUGGCCGGCGGCGACUUCCGGUGGAGACUUCACGACCAUGCGCUGCUUCAACACCCCACCGACAAAUAGAAAUUAAUUUGCUGCAGUACGUAGUAAUCACUCAGCUGAUAAUAAUUAGGUCAAGAUAAUUUACCUUCUUGAUCUUAAUUUGCAACGACUUAAACCAGCUUAAUUAAUUAAUAGACUAGUCUAGCAAGAGUAGUCAUGACUAUAAGUUCAUAUAUUGUGUGUGUAGGUUUGUUAUAUAUAUAAUUUGUAAUUUAUGUAAAAAAAAAAAUAUAUGCAAGGAAUAUGAAUGUUACA